GAAAGUCAGAAAGUGGCUCCCUUCCUCCGUCAUUUUUCUCCCAUCCCCAUGUGAUCAUCUGAUGACGCUGCUUGCUGCACACUCACAAGUCACAACAUCACAACUCUCUCUCUCUCUCUCUGUGUCAACUUUCUUUACUUCAUUCACCUCACCUCAGCACCUUCUCUCUCUACACAACUUGAGAAGAUAACACACGAUGCCAUCAUUUUCUUCUUGGUUCUUCAUAACCCUUCUGUGCUUCUUCUUCGAUACUGCUUUUUCUGGUGACCCUUUUGUUUACUUUGAUUGGACUGUUUCCUACACCACACUCUCCCCACUUGGACUCAAACAGCAGGUAAUUGGGAUCAAUAAGCAAUUUCCAGGACCAGUUCUAAACGUUACGACAAACUGGAAUGUGGUUGUUAAUGUGAAGAAUGAUCUCGAUGAACCCUUACUUCUGACAUGGAAUGGUGUACAACAUAGAAAAGACACUUGGCAAGACGGAGUUUCAGGAACUAAUUGUCCAAUUCCUGCUGGCUGGAAUUGGACAUACGAGUUUCAAGUUAAAGAUCAGAUAGGGAGUUUUUUCUACUUCCCUUCGUUAAACUUCCAGAGAGCUUCUGGAGGAUACGGAGGAAUUAUCAUAAACAACCGACCAGUUAUUCCUGUUCCCUUCGGGUUGCCUGAUGGCGAUGUUACGAUAUUUCUCAGUGACUGGUACACCAAGAGUCAUAAGGAUCUCAGAAAGGAUGUGGAAAAUGGCAUUGACCUUGGAAUCCCGGACGGUAUUCUUAUCAAUGGUUAUGGUCCUUAUCGCUAUGAUGACACACUUGUUCCAAAUGGCAUUACUUACCAAAUAAUAAAUGUGGAACCUGGGAAAACAUAUCGCAUACGGGUUCACAAUGUCGGUAUCUCAACAAGCUUGAAUUUCCGGAUCCAAAAUCACAACUUACUCCUAGUGGAGACCGAAGGAUCAUACACAGUCCAGCAAAACUACACAAACAUGGACAUUCAUGUCGGUCAGUCAUAUUCAUUCUUGGUAACAAUGGAUCAAAAUGCAAGCACUGAUUACUAUAUUGUUGCGAGUCCUCGGUUUGUUAAUUCGUCAUGGACUAAAGCUACUGGAGUUUCCAUUUUGCACUACUCCAAUUCUCAGGGUCCUGCUUCAGGUCCUCUUCCCAGUCUUUCUGAUCAAGAUGAUCCUUCUUUCUCUAUAAAUCAAGCAAGAUCAAUAAGGUGGAAUGUGUCUGCCGGUGCUGCACGUCCAAACCCGCAAGGUUCAUUCAGAUAUGGUGACAUUACCGUCACAGAUGUAUAUGUUAUUCUCAAUAGACCUCCAGAGCUUAUAAAUGGAAAAUGGAGAACUACCCUUAAUGGUAUAUCAUAUUUACCGCCUUCAACACCAUUGAUACUUGCGCAACAAUUCAAAAUUCUCGGGGUGUACAAGCUUGAUUUUCCAAAUAGAUUUAUGAACAGGCCUUCUAAAGUUGAUGUGUCUCUCAUUAAUGGAACUUAUAAAGGUUUUAUGGAAAUAAUCUUCCAAAACAAUGACACCACAGUUCAGACCUACCAUUUGGAUGGUUAUGCGUUCUUUGUCGUUGGCAUGGAUUUUGGAGUAUGGACUGAAAAUAGCAGAAGUACUUAUAAUAAGUGGGAUGGUGUGGCUCGCUGCACUACACAGGUCUUUCCUGGGGCUUGGACAGCCAUUUUAGUAUCUCUUGACAAUGCUGGCAUGUGGAACCUUCGUGCCGAGAACCUCAACUCUUGGUAUCUGGGCCAAGAAGUUUAUCUGCAAGUUGUAAACCCAGAGAAUGAUAGUAAUGAGAAUUCUUUGCCUGAUAAUGCAAUAUAUUGUGGCCUACUUUCCUCCCUUCAAAGGGACCAGUCUCACAAAUUCCAGUUCUCUGUAGGAUCACCUUUAAGCAGUAAUUCUAGAAUGAUAUUAUUCAUGUUAUUAUGUCUAGCUCUAAUUGAAAGUUUGUAUGACAUGUGUAAUGUUCAACAUUAAUGUCAUCUAAAACAUAGAACAAGGUUAUUCUAUGUAAUAUGAGGCUGCCCAUUUUAAGAUAUAGAUGUGAUUGGCCAUUGAAUAGAAAAUUUUGUGUAUUAUAAUAUGUUGGACAAACUUUAUAUAGUAAUGUAAUCAUAACUGUAAACUAGAACCGUACAUUGUUUUGAAGUUUUUUGACCCUCUGGAUGCUUUAUUUUCAA
Trifolium pratense (red clover) is the source of this 2190-nucleotide messenger RNA. Its product is annotated as monocopper oxidase-like protein SKU5. The record is from RefSeq and is a predicted model, not a curated record. The transcript has 9 exons. Gene Ontology annotation, molecular function: copper ion binding; oxidoreductase activity. The coding region runs from base 197 to 1987 and encodes 596 amino acids. Lineage: Eukaryota; Viridiplantae; Streptophyta; Magnoliopsida; Fabales; Fabaceae.